Messenger RNA from Sipha flava (yellow sugarcane aphid), 1590 nucleotides. RefSeq lists its product as uncharacterized. NCBI's taxonomy places the organism in Eukaryota, Metazoa, Arthropoda, Insecta, Hemiptera, Aphididae. The record is from RefSeq and is a predicted model, not a curated record. The transcript has 10 exons. Bases 246 to 1517 code for a protein of 423 amino acids.
CUUUCCCUUCCGUUUGUUCUGCUCGCCACGUAACUGCCAUUUUAACUAACGUUAUUCCCUGGCGCAGCCCGUCCGUAGUUGUCCUAUCACUUUCACUGCGUUGUCUUUGUCGCACCGCACACGUUCUUCCGUCCGUCGCUAUCGCGGAGCUUUGCACGCACACGUUCCGCGUCCCCGUAGUCGCAGAAUACUCGUGACACAUUUCGCAGACCAAGUCGUUGAACACGUGGGUUCGGUGCCGCGGAAUGUUCGCGAACGCCGUUUCGUCGUCGAAGAUGUCUGUGUGUUCUGUGGAUGAUAUUUCAUGGUUCACGAAACAGAUAACCAAGUUAAGAUUAGAUAAGAAAAAAUGUCCCAUAGCUAAAGUAAAGGAAAUUAUGGGUUUACUAAAAGCUGAAGUAGAUUUUAAAUUGAUUUCUGCAAAUCAUUCUCAAUCAGGUAUAACUUAUCUUGUUGAAAUCGAAAGCAAUGGAUUAACUGCUUAUGGUAAAAGUGGUUCAAGUGCUUACGAUGCACAAAAAAGUGCUGCAUUUAACCUAUUUGAAAAAUUACAUCAUCAAUAUUGUACUAUAUCUUCCAUUUUACAUUCCGAAAAAAAUGAAAACUCUAAACAGACUGUACUCAUUGAGAAUAAUAAUGACAACAAUUCCUUACUGGCUACAACUUUGGACAAAGGCUAUUCAUCUAAAUUGAUUAAAGAACCUAAAGAGACAAUUUUUGAUAUUAAAUGCAACAGUUUAAGUAUAGCAUCUGGUUCAGAUUUUUCAUCUAACUUGUCAUUGAAAAAAUAUAAUAAUAGAGAUAAUUAUAAUCAUACGUACAACUCUACUUUAUCUCCUACUUCAUUAGAUUCACCGUUAAGCGAAUCACCUAAGAACAGUGACAAAAAAAAUGCAGUUAUAAAUUACAUUGAUUUAUUAAAUGAGAAAUGCUUGUAUCAUGAUUGGAAGUUACCAAAGUACAAUGUUUCUAAAUUUAAUUUUGAUUUUUAUGGUUCCCCUGAAUCAACAGUGACAUGCAUUUUAUUAUCUUAUGUAACUCAAGGGAAAAGUAUAACUGAACAAACAGCUAAAAACCAAGCUGCAUUUAAAAUGUAUAAUCAAAUUAAUCAACUUUAUGGUGAAGAUUGUGAAAUAAUUUCUGAAAACAAAACACCAUUUGAUUACUUUUUCAAUGAUAUACAAUUUCAAAACCUUAAGAAGGUUCUUUCAGUUAAUACUUUAAAAGACUUGAAAAUGUUUUUAGAUCGUGGAUAUAUGUGUAAUGAUUCACAUUCUUCACAUUCAUUUAAAAACGAAGCUGUUAAUGUUUUAGAAAAAAUUGCAAAAGCUGAACAUUUUGCCUUGAAAUAUGUUGUCAUUCUUCAAAAAUCAGAUCAAGUCAAUAUAAUGGUACAAAUAUUGAUGAAUCCUAUUAUUGUACAUGUCGGUCAUGGAACCACAAAGAAUGAAGCACAAGGAAACGCUGCCUACACUAGUUUAGUCUACUUACAUGCAAAAUUCAAUGACGCUAUAUGAUCAGUGUUUUUGUGAAUAUAAAAAUACUAAUCAUUUUAAUGUAUUAAUGAAUUUAAUUUUAUCAAAUAGUUUA